This is a messenger RNA of Cetraspora pellucida, 780 nucleotides long. NCBI's taxonomy places the organism in Eukaryota, Fungi, Glomeromycota, Glomeromycetes, Diversisporales, Gigasporaceae. The record is from the annotation of a GenBank genome assembly.
AUGUAUAAUUCAAGUCAGAGAAACCAAUAUUAUUAUAAUGGCAAUUCUGACAAUAAUUCAGGCUCGUAUAGGGUUGACCGUUCAAGUGAUUAUGUAAAUUACGAACCACAAGUUGUAAAUAGAAAUUAUUCACAAAGGGGUCAGGAAUAUACGCCUAAUAUUCAAACACAAGGAUUAAACGAUACAUACGGCGGAAAUCAUUCAUAUAAUCGUUCAAAUAGAGAUCAAAUAUGUCAAGAUUUUUUGAGAGGUGCAUGUACUAAAGGUCUAAAAUGCGAAUUUAAGCACACAACAAAUUUUCGUGAAAAAGCUGUUGUAUGUAAGCAUUGGCUGCGAGGACUUUGCAAGAAAGGAGAUCAGUGCGAGUUUCUUCAUGAAUUUAAUAUGAGAAAAAUGCCUGAAUGUUGGUUUUAUUCAAGAUACGGGGAGUGUAGUAAUGAAGACUGUAUGUACUUGCACAUUGACCCUGAAAGCAAAAUUAAAGAAUGUGCUUGGUAUGCCAGAGGAUUUUGUAAACAUGGACCUCAUUGUCGGCACAAACAUGUUCGAAAAGUUGUUUGUCAAUUAUAUUUGAGCGGAUUUUGUCCUAAAGGAUUAGAGUGUCCUAACGGACAUCCAAAAUAUGAAUUACCAACUGCUCAGCGUGAACACGAUGGUCAUGAGGAAGAAGGAUCUCAUCAUAAUACCUUCCGUUCACUGGCAGAAGUUACAUGUUUUAAGUGUGGAGAAAAAGGUCACUUUGCGAAUCGUUGUCCCAAAGGUCAAGGAAACCGAUAUUAG